Varanus komodoensis (Komodo dragon) is the source of this 2141-nucleotide messenger RNA. RefSeq names its product AT-rich interaction domain 3B (gene ARID3B). NCBI's taxonomy places the organism in Eukaryota, Metazoa, Chordata, Lepidosauria, Squamata, Varanidae. The record is from RefSeq and is a predicted model, not a curated record. Gene Ontology annotation, biological process: regulation of transcription by RNA polymerase II. The coding region runs from base 141 to 1880 and encodes 579 amino acids. Gene Ontology annotation, molecular function: DNA binding. The transcript has 9 exons. Gene Ontology annotation, cellular component: nucleus.
GGCGAGCGCCGGGGGCGGCCUGGGAGCGCCGCGGGCUCCGGAGGGGCCGGGCCGGGCCAGAUCCUGUUGCUCCGUGAAGCCGUCGGCUGGAGCCUUGUCCAGCAGCACUCUCCUCUUAUCACAGCCAUGUUAACGACAGGAUGAAGCUGGAGGCUGUUGUGGAACAGCUGCAAAAGCAGCAGCAGCAGCAGCAGCAGCAGCAGCAGCAGCAGCAGCAAGCCCCUCUGCAGAUGGAGUCCAGAGAGCGGCAGCCGAGGCAGAUGCGAGACUCCCAGCUGCAUUACGCCCAACAGCUGACGGUGCCGCAAGCCACUCUUGCCGCCACCUCUGGCAAGACUCCUGGUGGCCCGGCUCUUGGUCCUUCAGCCAGAGUCCCGCCAAUGCUUGGCGCUGCCCAGACAUUUGAUCAGAGCAGUAUGAACUCAGAAGAGGAGGAGGAGGAGGAAGAGGAGGAGGAGGAGGAGGAAGAAGGAGAAGAGGAUUUGGAAGAUGGUGAUCUUGAGGAUGAUGGUCCAAGAACUGGGAAAGAUGCAUGUUCCGCUUUGAAGUAUCUUCAUGCAUCCAAAGUUGCCCCCCCUAACCAAAGAGUGGCUUCUUCCUCUAACCCCCUACCGAUUCUAGGGAUGCCGCGAGCACAGCAGGGAAAGGACAAGCCGGGUGAAGAGCCCCUGAACCCCCCCUAUUCUGGCUCGGCAUCUGGGAGGCAGGCCUGGCGAUUGGAUGAGCAGCUCAAGCAGAAUGGGAGCCUGAGCUGGAGUGAAGAAGCGGACAGCAGCAGAGGGAGAGAAGUGUCCCGGGACUUCGCUAAGUUGUAUGAGCUGGAUACUGACCCGGAACGGAAGAAAUUCCUAGAUGACCUCUUUGUCUUUAUGCAGAAGAGGGGAACACCGAUCAACCGCAUCCCCAUCAUGGCAAAGCAGAUCCUGGACCUGUACAUGCUUUACAAACUGGUGACAGAGAAGGGUGGGCUGGUGGAAAUCAUCAACAAGAAGAUCUGGAGAGAGAUCACGAAAGGCCUUAACCUCCCCACUUCCAUCACCAGCGCUGCGUUCACACUGCGCACCCAGUAUAUGAAGUACCUCUAUGCCUAUGAAUGUGAGAAGAAGUCCUUAAGCUCUCCCGCCGAGCUGCAGGCCGCCAUCGACGGCAACCGGCGGGAAGGCCGGCGGCCCAGUUACAGCUCCUCCUUGUUCAGCUACUCCCCGGCCGCCGCGGGGCCCCCCUCGCUCCUGUGCCCCGCCAAGAUGCGCUUCCCCAUCGCCAGCCUCGGCCCCGGCAGCGGAGCCGGCAACGCACACCUGCCCGCAGCAGGUGCCCUCAGGAAAGGCGACGGCAUCCCGCUGCCCGUGUCCACGCCAAAUCGCCUCGCCAUGCCCGUGACUCUGGCGAAUCAGCAGGCCACGGCCGCGGCCGCGGCCGCGGCGGCGAGGGCGGCCACGCUGGAGCAGCUCAGGGAGAGGCUGGAGUCGGGCGAGCCGGCCGAGAAGGUGGCGCGGGUGACGGAGGAGGAGCAGCGCCUGGUGCAGCAGGCCUUCCAGCGCAGCCUCUUCAGCGUGGCGCGGCAGCUGCCCAUGAAGAUCAAGAUCAACGGGCGAGAGGAUAAAUCAGACGCAGCAGCCACCGCAGCAGCCUUGAAUUGGGCCCCAUCUGGCUUCGGAAGCAUUAAUAUGUCCGUGGAGAUCAAUGGCACAAUCUACGCGGGAGUGCUCUUCGCCCAGAAGCCGGUCGUCCACCUCAUCGCCGGCUCCAGCACGCAGGGCACCGGCGCCUGCAGCAGCGGCAGCGGCAGCAGCAGCAGCUCCUCCUCCCGCUGCUCCCCCAGCCCGGCCUCCUCCCGGGGCACCCCCAGCGUCGAGCCCUCCACCAGCUGGUCUCUCUGAGGUGGCAGGUGGGCAGGGCAGGGCAGGGCAGGGGCGCUGCCUGGCCUCCGGCGGCCUCUCACGGGCUGGACGGAGCCCCACCGGCCGCCUCGCCUCGCCUCGCGGGAGCCGUCGGCCAGCAGCAGAGGAGCGGGGAGCCCGUGCCGGCAAGGGUCCCGUCAGGGGGGGCUCGCUGUCUGCCCGUGCCGCCGUUCUUCAGGUCUCGCUGUCUGCCCGUGUCGCCGUUCUUCAGGUCUCGCUGUGUCCUCUCUGAAACGCAGG